CUAUGGAACCUCACGUGGGAAGCAAUAAACCAGGCCAUGAGAAAGCCAUAAAUAUUGCAAAGAAAUACCUGGCAGGAAAAAUAGAUGCUGAAUGUACAAUAUCACAAGUGGAGGAGUGGAAAAAAACAAACGCACAAACAGCAGAGCUCCUGUCAACCAAGCUUUCAAACAAGUUCCAGG
Messenger RNA from Acaulospora morrowiae, 180 nucleotides. Lineage: Eukaryota; Fungi; Glomeromycota; Glomeromycetes; Diversisporales; Acaulosporaceae. The record is from the annotation of a GenBank genome assembly.